CUGUAUAAGGCAUAGGGUUCUACCAGAGUCGUAGUUGCACACGAUUACGGUCUCUAGCAAGCUUGCAGAGUCAUUGCCAACACAACUUUUCCUUGAUGACUCAAUUCCAGUAAGUGUAUUUGAAUAUUGAUCACCGGGGAUGAGAGCAGGUGUCUUAAUUGAUGUGAUUUCUGAGAUGUGAUCAAUGUAUAAACAUCAGGUUGCUCGAUCUGUCCGAUCAUUCUGAUAUCGUUUUCGAAGAGUCGCGGAAGAUAGGAUGAGGGCAAUUCUUUUGAUUUUUCUAGCGGUAUCGUGUGUUUUUUCUAUUGCAAAUGCAAGACACACUGCAGGACUAGACCGUCGUAGAGUUAUUCAGCAAAUGAACGACAACCUGACAUUUUCGUCUCUUGCGACGGACAAAGUGAAACCACACUUACCGAGUGCAGUCAGCAAUGAUUCUCGUCAGAACAACGAGUCGAAAGUUUUGGCAUCACAUCGACGUUUUGGUGUUGCGAGUAAGCGUGUUAGCUCUCCGAGAACGGGUCGCACUCUUUUGCACACCGGAACGUCCAACAGCUGCUCUGCGAGACUCUAUAUUGUUACUCUGCGUCACGGAGAUUGCUCGCGACGGGUGGAAACUGCGAUGUGUUAUGGAACGUGUGAGAGCUACACGAUUCCUGACGCUUCGAGGUUGCUUUCUUCUACGGCGUCGGCACAGCGUCGUGUUCUGCGUUCGUGCUCCUGUUGCUCUCCGCUCGGACAUAUUGUGAUGAAGAAGUAUCAUUUGUAUUGUGACGUUGACGGACGCAGAAGCAAGAAACUGUUCUUCGUUCCUCGAGUGGGCAAAUGCAGAUGUAGGCCUUGUAGGGAACUGUGA
Molecule: messenger RNA, 856 nt
Organism: Corticium candelabrum
Lineage: Eukaryota; Metazoa; Porifera; Homoscleromorpha; Homosclerophorida; Plakinidae
Exons: 2
Coding region: 257-856 (199 amino acids)
Source: RefSeq, a predicted model, not a curated record